Sparassis crispa is the source of this 1659-nucleotide messenger RNA. RefSeq lists its product as hypothetical. Bases 1 to 1659 code for a protein of 552 amino acids. The record is from RefSeq and is a predicted model, not a curated record. NCBI's taxonomy places the organism in Eukaryota, Fungi, Basidiomycota, Agaricomycetes, Polyporales, Sparassidaceae. The transcript has 8 exons.
AUGAGUGCUCGUACACCGUUCAUUCCUCAACGCACUACUUCGCGACCUGCUCCUGCCGAUCAGAGCAAGCCCUCUUCCAAUUCCGCUGCACACUCUGACGCAUUUCGUCCCAACGGUCUCCUUCACCCAUCUUCAGGUUCGCCUCCCAGUGCAGACGAUUCCGCCUACCAACAGAAACAGCCUGAUCCUCCCUCUCUCCUCAAUGGCAUAAACAAACCUCUCAAUCUCUCCGGACUAUCUAAGAAGAAGUCAUCCCAACCGCACAAAAAUACCAACUCCAUCAAGUCGGGCAAGCAUUUGGAUGAUUCUCAUACGCGUUCUCCUAAAGAUCAGCAAGCACUACGUGUCACGGUUCCGCGUCCUUCUUCUCCCUUCUUUCCCAAUUCUUCUGGCUUCAUUGCGACCAACUCUUUCCGAUCGACGUCUCUUGCCCAUACUCAGAAUACGCCUUCUCUUAUCUCAGGUGACGAUUUCAGCUCCAACAACGCGCAUAUAUCCACCUCUGCUAGUCCCGCUUCCGACGGUCCUCUUGCGGCAACCCAGGGCUCUGAUAGAAUUCAGUAUUCGCAGGCUUUUGACUCGUCUGCACUGAUGAGAGCUAGUGCACGUUCAUCCUCUCGCCCGUCGCUUGAGAAGAUACACGAGGUCGCCGAGGAAGAUUUACCUCUAGAAUCGUAUGAAGCAGCAACCCGCGAAGAUGAGAGGCGCGAGUUCUCUGUCCCCGCCGUAGAGGACCUUGACAAUUAUCCUGGCCGAUUUGCCACAAGCUCAGGCCGUGGCAACGAGGACGAUGCUCAGCAGACCUUGAGACGGACCAGCAAGCGCAUACAGCGACCCGAGGACCACGAAGAACUCGAAUAUGGAAAUGUGACCAAGAAAUAUAAGAUGGACACGGCUACGAAUGACUUCAAGGCGCCGCCAUAUUCCCGCAAUUCUCCUGCAGCGUCAUAUCUCCACGACCAGGGCGCAAUCACAGAACAUCAACGCCGCCGCUCCCAUUCCCAUGUCAAUAGCCAGUUCGAACCGCCUCAUGCCGAUCUAGUCGCAAGUCAGGCUCAACCCGAUAAACAACAGGUUGUACAGGGACUGGCGCUGCAUCGCCUUCUGGGACAAGAUUUGGACAUUUAUGUGGAGGCGCAUGUCGAGGCGUACGAACAGGCGAAGAAGAAGUGGUCCGAAUGCUCGAUGGACGAAUGGAAGACUGGGGCUGAUGAGCUGGCAAGCAAGUUCACGGAGAUGCUGGAUUUUGUGAAAGCGCACAUGAUCUCGAAACUCGCUUUGUACGCUUCGCUCCAGUCCACCGUCUCUGCCCACCGCGACGUGCUCUCAGAGCGCGAGAAAGUACUCAAGGAGGCUCGGGAAAGCCUGGUUCGGGAAGGCGGUCUUGCCUACGUUCGCCGAGGAAAGCGAGAGAGUGAGCCAGAACUCAUUACCAUCAAGUCUGUUAUCAGUAUGCUACGUGAUCCGCGUGACUUCGUACAGUACAAAAUAUGCCCUCUUGAACUUCGCCAUCUCCUCCGCCGUAGGCUGCACACUGCUAGUGCCCCCUCCGCACCCUUGCGGACCGCCGUUCAUCCACUGAUAAUUCCCGCACAUGUACGCGAUACUCGUGUCCAUGCCAUAAAUGUCCUCGCUCCCAGGAGGAGACUCCGUCGGUAG